Trichoderma gamsii is the source of this 957-nucleotide messenger RNA. Its product is annotated as 3-hydroxybutyryl-CoA dehydrogenase. The transcript is spliced from 3 exons. The coding region runs from base 1 to 957 and encodes 318 amino acids. Lineage: Eukaryota; Fungi; Ascomycota; Sordariomycetes; Hypocreales; Hypocreaceae. Gene Ontology annotation, biological process: fatty acid metabolic process. Gene Ontology annotation, molecular function: oxidoreductase activity, acting on the CH-OH group of donors, NAD or NADP as acceptor; NAD+ binding. The record is from RefSeq and is a predicted model, not a curated record.
AUGGCCAGCUCAAUUGUUCGAGGGAGGGCGCUGGGAGCUUUGCGCCAGGUGCGCUGCUUCAGCUCUACUCCAAGACAAUAUGCCGCCGACGUCAAGAGUCUCGGUGUCCUCGGCGCCGGCCAGAUGGGCCUGGGAAUUGCUCUUGUUGCUGCGCAGAGGGCACAAGUUCCCGUGACCGUUGUUGACGCUUCUGAGCAAGCUUUGAACAAGGGAAUUGCUUUUGCUGAGAAGCUGCUGGCCAAGGAUGUGUCCAAGUCAAGAAUCACUCAAGAGCAGGCCGACCAGGCCCGCGCGCUGCUCAAACCCAGCACCAACAUUGAGGACUUCUCAUCUGUCGACUUCAUCAUCGAGGCUGUGCCCGAGAUCCCCAAGCUCAAGUUUGAGAUCUUCAGCAAGUUGGCAAAGAUUGCGCCUCCUCACGCCAUCUUGGCCACAAACACCUCUUCAAUCUCGAUUACACGCAUUGCUGCGGCCACUACCACUGACCCCAAUGACACCUCGGCUUCAUCCAGAGUCGUUUCUACCCACUUUAUGAACCCUGUUCCGGUGCAAAAGGGCGUUGAGAUCAUCAGCGGCCUGCAAACCAGCAAGGAGACGCUCGAUACAGCUGUUGAGUUCUGUAAGAAGAUGGGCAAGGUCACCUCUGUCUCAGCUGAUUCUCCUGGCUUCCUCGCAAACAGGAUCCUCAUGCCCUAUAUCAACGAGGCCAUCAUCUGCCUUGAGACAGGCGUUGGUGACAGAGACUCAAUCGAUGCCAUCAUGAAGAACGGAACAAAUAUCCCCAUGGGGCCUCUGCAGCUUGCUGACUUUAUCGGUCUUGAUACCUGCCUGUCUAUCAUGAAGGUCCUCCACACAGAAACUGGAGACUCCAAGUACCGACCCAGCGUGUUGCUAGGAAAGAUGGUAGAUGCCGGCUGGAUGGGGAAGAAGAGUGGAAAGGGAUUCUACGAUUACUGA